AUGGUGCUGCAGCGGUACCGGGCGAAGCAGGAGCUGGGGAAGGGAAGCUUUGGGACUGUGUACCUGACAGAAGGACGACGAGACAAGAAGACUUACGUCGUGAAGGUAGUUGAUAAUCUAAGAGAAAACAAUCUGAAAGUGCAAGAAAUUCGUGUUAUGAUGCAUCUAAAACAUCGUAACAUCAUCGAGAUGUGCGAUUUUUACACUAGCAACAAUCAGCUGUGUAUUGUUAUGGAUUAUGCUGAUGGAGGAGAUCUGCGAAACGAAAUUAUCAAGGCAAGGGGUGCCAAGCAACACAUUAACGAGGAGAUCAUCACGCUGUGGUUGAUUCAGGUCUGCGAGGCUCUCGACUACGCCCACCAAGAGCAAGUCAUCCACCGAGACAUCAAGCCCUCCAACAUCUUCCUCAUGGCCGAUGGCAGGACGGUGAAAGUGGGCGAUUUCGGCAUCUCAAAAGUAUUGGAUGCUGAGCUUGAAAAAAGAGUCGGCACGAAACGGUACAUGGCUCCUGAAGUUUAUAACAAGCAAGACUACUCAAACAAGGCGGACAUAUGGUCUUUAGGAUGUGUACUUUUCGAGCUCCUCACCUUGAAUCACCCGACCUAUGAGAAAGAUAAACGAAUAUGGUUCGAAUGGGUAAUUACCCACUAG
This is a messenger RNA of Guillardia theta CCMP2712, 651 nucleotides long. RefSeq lists its product as hypothetical. The record is from RefSeq and is a predicted model, not a curated record. The transcript has 7 exons. Gene Ontology annotation, molecular function: ATP binding; protein kinase activity. Bases 1 to 651 code for a protein of 216 amino acids. Gene Ontology annotation, biological process: protein phosphorylation. Lineage: Eukaryota; Cryptophyceae; Pyrenomonadales; Geminigeraceae.